Molecule: messenger RNA, 1185 nt
Organism: Protopolystoma xenopodis
Lineage: Eukaryota; Metazoa; Platyhelminthes; Monogenea; Polystomatidea; Polystomatidae
Source: the annotation of a GenBank genome assembly
AUGGACCGACAGCUGAUUCAGUCCAAUUUGAACCAACCAGAUUCUGCAACUCAGACAUCCAGCAGUCUCAUUGCGUCAAAUACAGCUGGUCAGACCAUAAGUGAUGAGGGUCAAAGUAACUAUGCUUUUAAAACAGCUUGUGAAAUUACCACCCGCCCAUCGAGCAAGCGAGAGACAGUCGGCAGUUCAGAUUUCUCCGUCUCUCCUAGACAUCGAUUUGGCGGCAUCACUCCUGGUGCGAACUCUGGGCCGCCUAUGUGUGAAAACAAUAGUGCAUCUCGACUGGCUCGUCUGCUUGUCUCCCCUUUGGCUUUGUCGACCUCUUCACAGUCUCCCAUUUUUGCCAGCAUUUCGACCUCCCAUGUUCCCACAGCCAGCAAUAGCCUCUCCGGCACUAAUGUUUCUUUUGCUACUUCCAAUACUAUUGAUGGUUCCGGGAUUGUUUGGGACAACGAUAAAAUUGGAAGUAUUGUUGUUCGAGGCCAGAGCGAAGAGCCAGGGCUGCCACACGCCAAGACUAGUCUUUUGUCUUCACCCAAUUCCUUUUCUUCAUUCUCCAGCUUCAUUUCACUCGGCAACUCAGCAUCCUUUGUCACAUCUUGCAGCCCGGUCGGGUCGGCUCAAGUGUUGUCUUCGGCUGGUCGACGAGUUAAUUGUGAAUCUAACAAGCAUGACAGCGACGAAGCAGUUAUUGAUGAAGCUGAAGUCGUUAGACAGUCAUCAGGUCUCCAAGGAAAGGAGGAGCAGGGCGGCGAAGCCAGCAAGGAAGCUGCAGGGAGUGGUAGCCGAAAAUGGCUGGCAGGUAGCCGUUUUCGCCACAGCCUAGGCAAGGGAGGUUCGCAACUACGCUCGUCACUAUUUUCGCGUUACGGUAGGGCAAGUUUGAGGCUAUCCAAGUCUACUGCCAACACUUGUACCUCUGAUUCUGACUCGGCAUCUGUCGUAACUAAGGGCGGGAUGCACAAUCGUCAGGAUGCCAUUUACUCCACGGCUGACGUAAGCACUUUCUUUUUUCAAAACCCUUUUGCAUUUUUAUCAAUGCUCCAUAGUAGACAUUGCAUGAUUUUUAAUCUUAUGAUGGGCAAAGCUAGUCAGCUGAUGGCAAAUAGUUUAUGCCUGCCUAUAUUACAACCCAUUUCUUUUUCAACAGAUUUGUCUGUUUGGCAGCUUUUAUUGAAGCUUUAG